Aspergillus alliaceus is the source of this 4197-nucleotide messenger RNA. Its product is annotated as NACHT and TPR domain protein. The coding region runs from base 1 to 4197 and encodes 1398 amino acids. NCBI's taxonomy places the organism in Eukaryota, Fungi, Ascomycota, Eurotiomycetes, Eurotiales, Aspergillaceae. The record is from RefSeq and is a predicted model, not a curated record. The transcript is spliced from 3 exons. Gene Ontology annotation, molecular function: protein binding.
AUGGCUAACCUUACUUUCUCCGCCAUUUACGAGAACGCAAUCCGAAAGUACCACGAAAUUACGGGAGAGACUCUCGAGGUCGAUCUUCUCACAGGGAUUCGCAGUGUCAGCGAUCUCACGAAAGAAAUCGACGAGAGGAACAGGGCCUUCCGCGAGUUCCGCGAAAAACGCGGCGCCAUCUUCGAUGUUCUCGAAGCGACCCUGAUCCCCGUGCAAUUAUUCGGCAACCUCGCGGCUGGGGGCGCGUCGAUGGUAUUCCCCCCCAGCAGUCUUGUCUUUGGGGCAGUGAUGCAUUUGGUGGGUGCUGCAAAGGGGGUAUCGGCCUCGUACGAGGCGAUUCAGGACCUGAUGCAGAUGCUGCAGGAUUUCACCAUCCGACUAAAAGUAUACACACAAGAAGCCCUCUCCGAGGUUCUAAGCGACAAGCUGAGCGAUAUCAUCGUUACCCUUAUCGAAAUUUUUGCCUUGUCAUCCAAGAUUAUCCGACGUGGCCGACUGCUUAAGUUCACCCGAAAUAUUCUACUCGGUAACGACGAUGCCAUUAAAGCCGCGAUAGUUAGACUUGACAAGCUCACCCAGGCCGAAGCUAACCUAGUCAGAGCUGAGACCUUGACCGAGUCGAAGAGAGCCGGCCGUGUAGUUGAUGGUAUAUCUGUGACCGUCAACGCCACUAACGCGACUGUCCUGGAGACCGGGAUGACGGUGAAUCGAGUGAGCGCACAGGUAUAUGAGGUGCAGGAGAUGCUAGAGAAGCUGAUCGUUUCCGCGAAUGAGGAAAAGCCGGAUACCCGUGAGAAUCAAGAAGCCCUACAGGAACUCAUCAACCGGGUCCUCAGGCCAUCUAAGGUUGAUUCAGCGCAGGAAUGGUUCGACAAGAUCCACAAGGCCCGUGUACCGGGCACAGGGGACUGGGUUCACAGUGAGGAUGUUUUCCAAUCCUGGAUCAAUAAGGAAACGCCGGUAAUUUUUGUGUCUGGGAACCCGGGCGCAGGGAAGUCAUUUCUGGCGGCGAACAUGAUCAGUUUCCUCCUCAAGCGGUUUUGCCCAGGCCUUCAGCGCAACCCGGUGACUUCUAUUGGAUACUUCUUCUUCAAGGGUGACAAUCCCCAGACAAGGUCCUUUCAUCAGGCUUUGCGAGACCUGGCUUUUCAAAUCAGCAAGAGUGACCCAUGGUACCGGAAGUAUCUCGCGACUAUCGCGGAAUAUGAACAGAUUAGCACCCUAGAGAGUGCCUGGCGUCUCCUAUUUGUUGAAUACUUUCUCAAAAAACCUAAUAUUGAGAGCACGGCGUAUAUCCUGCUGGAUGCAGUAGACGAAACCCUGGACGAGGAGCGGAGGAUCUUCGUCGAUCUAGCCAAGGACUUGUAUAGUAAUCAGUCGCGUUUGCAGCUAGCCAUCGUCGGCCGCCCUUAUCUCAGCGACCAACUGCUCGAAGGCCUGGAAGUUAAGGUGCCAACCCUUCACGUCACCAAGCAGAAGAACUCUGGUGAUAUUAGCCAGUAUAUCCACGUCAACAUCAAAAAGUCCCUGGUUCUGCGAAGGGUAUCGCCAACGCUACGGGAUGAGAUCAUUGAUAAACUCUCGGCUGGAGCGGAAGGCAUGUUCCUUUGGGUAAACCUUAUGUUGCAGGAGUUAGUUAAGAAGCGAAAUGAGACUAGUAUGCGAAAAGCACUGGAGCAGGCUCCCCGGGGGCUUAAGGAGAUGCUCCGACACGUGUUGGCCACUUUUUCUAGAAGCUCGAACGAGGAGGAGCUCGAGUACCUUAAUGAAACAUUACUCUGGGUUACCUGCGCAAAUCAACCGUGGAGUCUGGCAGAGAUAGAGGCGAUCCUCAGAUUAAAGUCACCUGAAGGGGACGGUAUUAUUGACCUUGAAGGAGCCAUACGACGCCAGUGGGCGUCAUUCUUCACCCUACACCGAGAGGAUGGCCUUACGACAGCCGAGCUAGAGAAUAGACCAGCUUAUCUAGACGCGUUCGACUGGGGGACCGACGAGGAGAAACAAGAUGAGUACGAGAGCUCCGAGGAGGACUAUUUCAUGGCCUUCAACUCAAAAAGGGAUACAACUACCGUCACCUUUUACCAUGCAUCUAUUGGCGACUUCCUCCGCGACGAGUCGGAAGGUAAGGUGUCGGCUACAGAGAGCCACAUUGGUGUCGGGGUGUAUUACCAUGAAGCAAAAAUUCAUAUCCUCAGGACUUACUUAAGGCUAAUCACUAAUCCCGAGUUUGCAAUAAAGGCAAACGACUCGGGACACAUGCUCCAACAUGCUGCGCGGCAUUGGGGCGAUCACCUUCUUACCACCUUCCCGUCCAAGUGCUCAUUAGAGGAUAGACGAGAGAUCGCGAAGAUGCUGUUGACGGCAUUUCGAUCGGAAGAAGCAAUGACGAACUGGCUUGGGGAGGGUAAUUGGGCUCUUCCUACGGCUACCAUCAAAGCUGUCAGACAAUGGUGGCAAGAGCACGACGUCCACGAGUUUCUCUCUCCAGAAGAGAAGGAGUUUAUCUCGACAACGGAGAGUGAGUCAGGUAAUCUACUCAAACCAAUGAUAAUGUUCUGCAUUAAGAGAUGGCUGUGGGAAGACCAGCCUAAUCCUGUUCCUAUGGUCUCUAUAGUCUGGCGCUACCAAAUGCUAGUUAAGGGUAAGGAGGUCCAUGAUUACGAUAGGAAUAUAACGGCGGAAGAAGUAAUCGAGGCUGCUGAGUUUGGUGGCUUCGAGCAGACCAGUCGGUGGUUUCGACAAUGUGCGAUCGCUUUGCGCCAAUUUUGUUGCUAUGAGGAGGCCCUUGAGUAUUUCAAAAAGGCGAUGGAACUCAAUCCGGAUGAUUGGCGUACACUGCGUGAGCUAGCACAAACAUAUCAGGAGCAAGGCGACUGGCAGAAAUCCACUGAGCUCUGGAAACGGACUCGACUAUGUUUGUUGACUGCAAUUGCGGAGUCACCAGAGGACGGGCCACUAAAAGGACAUCUUCAUGAGUGCCUGGAGCAUAUGGGCCAGAUCUAUGAAGAACAGGGGGAUCAGGAGAAACGGUUCGAGGCGGUUCAAGAGGCAUAUCAAUACGCACCCUCUUGCUGGGCCUGUAUCUAUGCCAUUCUGGAUUACCAUAACAACAACCACGCUUACAAAGCAACCAUGGACUUGCUGAAGAAGUUAGCCGAUACUCCAGUUCCUGAAGAAGAUUUCUCGGAGUUAACUCGAUUCUUAUUGGUCAACGUAUUUGAUGUGGACGUCAAGUCAAGGCUUGCUGCCGAUGCCGCAUUGGCUACCAAUGACCUGGACUUCGUGUUGGCGAGCUUGCAAACGGCGGCCAGGGUGGCUCGAACAUCCUCGAGGACGUUGAUUGCCGCGGAGGUGGAUAUGGCCAUCGCUCGAAUUUAUGAUGAGUUUCUUCUUGACCACCUAAAGGCAAUCAAAUGCUGGGAGAAGACCAUGGACGCAUACUCUUCCUCCUCCGACGGGACAUUGAUCGGGAUUAUCAGACAGCAGGCCUCCUCAAAGCUGGCUCGGGCGUUUCUCUGUAACGCAGUCAAAGUUGGAGUUGACACACCAGAGGCGGAAGAAUCGGGGGCCAAACUUGAGAAGCUCGCUCAGCAAAGCCAGGCUUAUUCCUUAGGAAGCUGCGCCUUCGCGCCGGCCGUCUACUUGGGCAUCUACUGCCACCUCCGAGGGCAAGACGAGCGGGCGCGGGCUCUCUUCCGACCUUCCCUACAGCGAAGCAUUCAAACCCUCCAGGGUGACAAUCCCACGAACGAAGAGCUUUCUGACCUGCAAUAUACUCUGAUGAGGGCGGGAGAUUUGAAAAAUGUUAUUGCAAUUGCCCACAGGUCGGAACAAGACAACAGCGACCCCUGGUAUAUAUGUCGCGGCCCAUGCCGGCGGAAGGCACCUACACGGGAUGGUUUUUCCAUUUGCCCUAUCUGUUUGGAGGGGGAGCUGUGCCCGGACUGCGUUAAACUGGUGGAGAGCGCGAUACCCAAGAAGAGAUGUAAUUCCCAGCACGUUAAGUACUUUAUCUCCAUUCCCCCGCAUUUGAAGGAGAUCCGCAGCGGCAUGAUGCUGGUCGAUGGCGAGGAGAUGGAGUUCGAGACGUGGUUGAAUCAGCUGAAAAAGGAAUGGGCUCUUGAUGCUCACAAUUCUUCAAAUUCUCCCGCAGCCCGUCUUGGUCUCGGUGACUUUUUACUCGGCGUUGUCGCGUAG